This is a messenger RNA of Patella vulgata (common limpet), 2637 nucleotides long. RefSeq names its product nucleoside diphosphate kinase 7. NCBI's taxonomy places the organism in Eukaryota, Metazoa, Mollusca, Gastropoda, Patellidae. The transcript is spliced from 9 exons. The record is from RefSeq and is a predicted model, not a curated record. Gene Ontology annotation, biological process: UTP biosynthetic process; GTP biosynthetic process; CTP biosynthetic process. Gene Ontology annotation, cellular component: centrosome. The coding region runs from base 142 to 1275 and encodes 377 amino acids. Gene Ontology annotation, molecular function: nucleoside diphosphate kinase activity; ATP binding.
UGAAACUUCAUGUUUUAAACUUGUUCGGUGGCGGUUGCUACAACAACACAAAUAAAAACCAUUCUUACCUGUAUAUUUUGUUGUUUUUAACCAGUUUAAGUUGAAAUUAGAGUGUUGUCAUCACUGUACAAGGGAAUAGACAUGGCUGAGGCAGAUGAAACAUUUACAUUUGUUGUAGAAUGGUAUGAAGAAAUAGCAGCUAGAAACAGACAGUUUUUAUUGAUUUACCAUGUCAAGAAUAAGGGUGUUGAAAUGUACGAUAUGAAGAAUAGAAAAACAUUUUUGAAAACAUCGUUACGAGAUCAUCCCAUUGACCUUUCUGAUCUUUACAUAGGAAGUACAAUCAAUGUUUUAGGUCGACAAUUAAAGGUGACUGAAUAUGCAGAUGAACAUACCAGAAGUAAACUAUCAUCUCAAAAAGAAAAAACACUUGGUUUAAUCAAGCCUGAUGCAAUGAACAAAAUUGGUCAAAUUCUUGAUCACGUCUAUAGAAAUGGUUUCAUGAUAACUCGACUUAAAAUGUGCAAACUAGAUCGUAACGAAGCUUUUGAAAUGUACCAGGAACACAGAGGGAAACCUUUCUUGAAUGAUUUGUUAGAAUAUGUAACAAGUGGACCGGUGUUAGCGUUUGAAAUUGUUGGUCAAAAUGCCAUAACCAAUUGGAGAAAAACAAUCGGCCCAACUGAUCCAGCCACAGCCAGAAGUGAGGCACCAAAUAGUAUUCGAGCUCAGUAUGGCACAGAUAAAACAAGAAAUGCUUGUCAUGGGUCAGACAGUCUUACAUCUGCUGCGAGAGAAUUAGAAUUUUUCUUCCCUUCGACUGGUCCUAAAAGACGUAACACAGCUCAGUUGUCUGAUUGCACUUGUUGUGUUAUUAAACCUCAUGCUAUAAAAUCAGGUUUGACAGGAAAAAUUAUCAAUGCCAUUUUGGAAGCUGGUUUUGAAAUAUCAGCUUUACAAAUGUAUAAUCUGGAAAAAGCUAAUGCAGAAGAAUUCUAUGAGGUUUAUAAAGGAGUUGUUCAAGAAUACAAUGGAAUGGUAGCAGAAUUAACUUCUGGGCCUUGUAUUGCCUUAGAAAUCCGAGCUCAAGAUGCAGCCAAAUCAUUUAGAGAAAUGGCUGGACCAGCGGAUCCAGAAAUUGCUCGUCAUCUAAGACCUAGAACACUUCGUGCUUUAUUUGGAUCAGAUAAUAUCAGGAAUGCUGUUCAUUGUACAGAUUUACCGGAAGAUGGCAGCAUGGAGGUGGAGUACUUCUUCAAGAUAUUAGAGCAGUAAAAUAUUUUCAUCAUCUGUACCUUCUUACAAUACAGCAUUGUUAUUUUAUACUUAUAUACAUAAGUCAAUUUUUAUAUGUAAAUAAUACUAUUUAUUAUAUAUAAUGUAAAAUAAUGUCUUAGUAAUAUUAUUUGGUAAUUGUUUUAUAUGUAAUAUAGACCAGUGAUAAUAAAUGAAAUAUGAAAUAAUAAAAAUUUUCUGUAGGUCUGAGUCACAAACGGUAUAUUACAUUUACAUAUUAGUUAGGAAUAUCUAGAUAUAUUUUAUUGAAAGAUGGUCACACCCACAUCAGAGCUAUGUCUCAGCAGCAGUUUAUCCAUGAGGACAGCUUGGAUGUUUACCAAUUUUAUAGGGAUCUAGGAUCCUGCAGGUAACGGACAGACUGGACCAAGGUUAAGGAAUUAAGCUUUAUGAAAUUUUUAGUUUUCAUGUGGGGUGGGCCACAGCUCCCAAAAUACCUUGCUGUGUACGUGCUAGCAUAACCAUGUCUAUAUUUACCAGCUGAAGUUACACUGAUUAUUAUUUAUAAUUCACUGGUGAAUUGCUUUAAUUGGGUGAUUACUGUAACUUGGUCUUCACAAGAGCUGCACAUUCUGCUCGUGUCAAUCUAGGUUGUUUGACGUUUCUGAUCGGCAGAUCAGUUAAUUUUAACUUUUUACAAACUACAAUAUUCCGAAAGCGGGUAAAUUCCGUUCUGUAUUUACACAGAGAUGAUGAAUUGAAAACAUCAACAUUCUGCCAAUUAUAAUCAAUGAAUACAAUUUAGCAUGAUUUUAAUCGCGAAAAUAAUUAACGAAAAUUGCAAAUGACGAUCAGCGGCUUUGUCUGAAAAGGCAGACCUGUCAUGGAGGAUAGCUCUUUACUCCAUCAAACCUCAAUCAUUUCAAAUGGAGGAGCCUUAUGCUUUUUACAAGUGUGACUGUAACCGGUUGGUCAGUAAUGAACGAGAUGAGACGAUCAUCUCCAUCACGUGCCUUUACAAACCUAAGUCAAAUUUGUUUCUGUGAAAAGAAUUAUUAAAGAUACAUAGGUAGUUAAAGUGUUACCUCAGAUAUGAUCCGGAAACGAAACCGAGACGGAGCCCAUUUCAAUAUCCCCCCCCCCCCCUUUAACUUCACGGGAUGAAUGAAAUGGGGUGGAUUUACGUCCUACUUUUCUGCUCCGACUAGGCUAAUGUAGACGGGCAUAAUAAUAAUAAUAAUGCUUUAUUCAGAAAUAAGAUCAUAUGAUCCAUAAAAACAAAAUACAUAUAUUUCAAUAUACAUAUAAGUCGAAACUAUUUACAUAAUUGUAAACAUUAAAAAUUGAAUGUAGCUUAUGUAAAUAUUUUAUUUAUUUGAUAAAAGUACUUUUUACAUUGUC